AUGCUUGGAUCACGACAGCAAGACACUGGAUCUAGAAUAAGUGGAGGUAAUAAGGCUGUAGAAAGUGCUUAUUUACUCAAUGGUGGUGAAAUGUAUGUUUGUUUAAGUCAAUACUUGCGUCAUUUUGUGGAGAAGUUGACUCAGAAACCGGAUGAGCAGUUUUUAGAGUUUUACGUCAAGAAAUGGUCUAGAUAUACCAUUGGAGUUGGAUAUUUGAACAAUGUAUUUGAUUAUAUGAAUCGGUAUUGGGUCCAAAAGGAAAGGAACGAUACUCAAAACAAAAUCUAUGAAGUUAAUACUUUGGCUUUGGUACAAUGGAAAUACUACAUGUUUGACACACACAGUACUAUUUUGAUCCAAGAGAUUUUAAAAGAAAUUGAAAAACAACGUAACAAUGAAGUAGUUGAUACCUAUUUGAUUUCAGCUGCCAUUAAAUCAUUGGUUCAUUUGGGUGUUGAACAAAACGAAACGAAAAAACCAAACUUACAUGUUUAUGUCAAUAUGUUUGAACAAGUAUUCUUGAGUAAGACGAAGGAUUAUUAUAUGCGUGAAAGUCAAAACUUUUUAUCUCAAUAUACUGUUGUUGAUUACUUACGAAAGUGUGAAACCAGAUUUGCAGAGGAGAUUUCAAGAUCCAAUAAUUAUUUGGAAGAUCAUACAAAGAAACUUCUAGUGGAUGUUUUAAAUGAAGCAUUAAUUGAAGAUCAUGCGGCAGAGAUGUACUCACAAUUUAUUCCCUUAUUGGAAAGGAAUGAAAUUGAACAUAUUCUGAGAAUGUACAAGCUACUUAGUAGAGUUAAAUCUACUCUCCCACCUUUGGCUCUGCAAUUUGAAGAUUAUCUUAAAUCCCAAGCUCUUCAGGCCUUGGAAAAUAUAAAAAAGGCAGAACAAGAAGCUGCCAAUUCAACCACCACCACUGGCGGAACUUCAUCAAGGAAAGCACCAACAGGUAUGGUUCCACCAAAAGUCUAUAUCCACACUUUAAUUGAGAUUUAUGUCCAUUUCAAUGAUAUUCUCAACAGAGCGUUCAAUAAAGAUCCGGUUUUCGUUAAGGCAUUAGAUAAUGCAUGUCGUUACUUUGUCAACAAUAAUCCAAUUGCCUUACCAACACCAAGAUCCCCUUGCAAGACCCCAGAUUAUUUGGCAAGAUAUGCUGAUGCCUAUUUAAAGAGUAACUCAAAGGAAGCCGAAGUGGUAGAUAUGAAUGCCAAUAAUUUAAUGAUAAUUUUCCCCUUUUUGGAAGAUAAAGAUGCAUUUGAAGAGCAUUAUCGUCGUUUACUUGCUAAAAGAUUAAUCAAUAGCAAUUGCAAAUCCGAGGAAGCUGAAGAACAGAUUAUUCAAAAGUUGCAAACAGCCAACUCUUUGGAGUAUACAUCUAAAAUGACUAAAAUGUUCUCUGAUAUGAAGGCAUCAGCUGAAUUGAAAUAUUAUAAUGGAGAUGAUUUCAAAGAAUUCACUCCUUUGAUUUUGGCACAAAGUAUGUGGCCAUUCAAACAUGUACCUGAUUAUUCAUUAAAACUUGCACCUGAAUUACAAGAAGGUUUUCUGAAUAUUGAAAGUGUUUAUCAGAACAGGCACACAGGUAGAGAAUUAAAAUGGUUAUGGAAUCAUGGUAGAGCAGAAGUUAAGGCCAAUUUAUCCCGGAAAGGCAAAGCUCCUUUCAUUUUUACUGUUUCCAAUGUUCAAUUGAUGAUCCUAUUAGCAUUCAAUAAGAAAAAGACUUAUACAUACGAUCAAUUACGGGAUAUUAUUGGGGUUGCACCGUAUAUAUUUGAUGCUCAUCUUACACCAUUUAUUAAGGGAAAGCUUUUAGAACAAAAGCCAAUUGGUUCUGAAAAUUUGAAUGCACCAGAUACUACUUAUACCAUUGUUGAUGAAUAUAAAUCGAAGAAAGCUCGGGUGAAUUUUGUUAGUUCCAUAAAGACCGAACAGAGAGUCGAAGAAGAAGAAACAAACAAGGUAAUAGAUGAAGCACGUAAGGAUUACCUUAGCGCAAGUAUUGUGCGUACAAUGAAGGCCAGGAAACAAAUGAAACAUAAAGAUUUGAUUAAUGAAGUUAUCCAACAAUCUGUGAGUAGGUUUAGAGCUAAAAUUUCGGAUGUCAAGCAUGCCAUCGAUUACUUAAUAGAGAAGGAGUACAUCAAACGGAUUAAUAACGAUGCAUAUGAAUAUUUAGCUUAA
This is a messenger RNA of Lizanozyma spartinae, 2181 nucleotides long. It is a transcript of the gene CDC53, whose product is annotated as cullin. Gene Ontology annotation, biological process: protein ubiquitination; SCF-dependent proteasomal ubiquitin-dependent protein catabolic process. Bases 1 to 2181 code for a protein of 726 amino acids. Gene Ontology annotation, molecular function: ubiquitin protein ligase binding. The record is from RefSeq and is a predicted model, not a curated record. Gene Ontology annotation, cellular component: SCF ubiquitin ligase complex. The transcript has 2 exons. NCBI's taxonomy places the organism in Eukaryota, Fungi, Ascomycota, Pichiomycetes, Serinales, Debaryomycetaceae.